AUGGAAAUGUUCACAUAUUCUGUUUACGGCUUUCAAAUCCUUCUUUUACUCUGGGUCCGCAAGCUAUCAGAUGUAGAAUCCUCUAGACUUGUAAUCCACUCUGGCAAGUAUAAGCAUAAUCCAAAUUACUUCCACAACUUCACCUUGAACAUUAUCAACAAUACGGUCAAUUUGGAUAUGGCCACCAAAAAGCCAUUUGGCCAUGGUUUCAAUGUACACGUCGACUUCGCCAUCAAUUUGGUCAAAACAAACAAUUACCAACGUGUCUUUGCCCAUACAAUGGACACUUGCUCUGUUGUGUCUACGGUGAAAAAGAAUAUAUUUAAGGCCUGGUUCCAGUCAAUGUUGGAUCAUGGGAACUUCUUGUAUAAAUGCCCAGUUGCUGAGGGACAUUAUUACCUGCGCAACUGGAAGCUGGAUCCAAAUUUAGUGCCUCAAUAUCUGCAUGCGGGCAAUUACCGUGUGACUGGGUACUUCUAUUAUGGCAAAUUCAAGACAAGGCAGGAAGAAUUUGUGUUGGAAAUGACAAUUUUUGCAAUAUUGAAAUCGAGUUAA
Drosophila grimshawi is the source of this 555-nucleotide messenger RNA. RefSeq lists its product as uncharacterized. The record is from RefSeq and is a predicted model, not a curated record. The transcript has 2 exons. Lineage: Eukaryota; Metazoa; Arthropoda; Insecta; Diptera; Drosophilidae. The coding region runs from base 1 to 555 and encodes 184 amino acids.